Molecule: messenger RNA, 601 nt
Organism: Pollicipes pollicipes
Lineage: Eukaryota; Metazoa; Arthropoda; Thecostraca; Pollicipedomorpha; Pollicipedidae
Exons: 2
Coding region: 122-601 (159 amino acids)
Source: RefSeq, a predicted model, not a curated record
UUCUUCUUGUGGCUGUGGUCAAGCAAACUGGUUGGUGCAUUUCAGCGGACCAGUAGCCAGCCGGCAGGUGGUGAAGCUGUGCACCAGGUGGUGGGGCCGUCCCGGCCAGCCACCAGCUGCCAUGGAGCCGUCUCCUCCAUACACUGAGUCACCAACAGUGGAGGACAUUCCUGUCUGCUGCGACUUCACCACCUGCUGCUACUCAGGGCUUUGUGCUGUGCUCUGUUUCUCUGGCAUCGCCAUCACCUUCAUCUUCAGCUCGUCGUGGCCGGGGCCGAUGUCGCUGGACAUGAUGACGGCGCGCCAGACCUGGCUGCUGGGACCCGUGCUCAUCCUGCUGGGCCUGCUCGUCGCCGUCAAGACCAUGAUGCACGUGCGCAAGCAGCGGCUGAGCGCCCUGGGCCGGCGCAGGCGGCGGCGUCGACCGCGCGGCUCGCUGGCGCUCGAAGAGGUCGACUCUGGCCUGGAGGUGGCGCUGCCGCCGCGCGGCCAUGACCUGCCGCCCUCCUACGAGGAGGUGAUGAAGCUGAUGCAGGAGGAGCGGCGGGGUCCUCCGCCGCCUCCGCCGCCAGCGGCGGCUGCGGCGGCAGUGGCAUCCUGA